AUGUCAACAUUCGAGGCGGUUGUUUUGUGGGUGCUGCUAAUAUGUGCAGAUUUGAGCGACGGUGUAAAAUUUCCACCUGGUUUCCUAUUUGGUUCUGCCACGGCAUCGUAUCAAGUGGAGGGGGCGUGGAAUGUUAGUGACAAAGGCGAAAACACGUGGGACAGACUGGUUCACAGCAACCCCGAUGCAAUUAAAAACCGUGACAACGGGGAUGUGGCCUGCGACUCCUACCACAAUUGGAGGGAUGACGUUAAGAUCGCUUCCGACCUGGGGCUGCAUUUUUAUAGAUUCUCCAUAUCAUGGGCAAGGUUACUACCUACAGGGCUGCCUGACAGAAUAAGCGAAGACGGAAAAAACUACUAUAACAACCUCAUUGACGGACUCCUCGAGAAAGGAAUACAACCUUUAAUUACUCUGUAUCAUUGGGACUUGCCGCAACGGUUACAGGAUUUAGGUGGCUGGACAAAUCCCCUCAUAGUGGAGUGGUUCGCGGACUACGCGAGAGUAGCCUAUACUUUGUAUGCCGAUCGAGUUAAGGGUUGGAUUACUAUUAACGAGCCGGUUAUUGUAUGUGACUUUGUGUACAACUCGGGAAUAAUAGCACCUCCCAUCAAAGACCCAGGAUUCGCUAACUACCUUUGCACCAAGUUUCUUUUGCUGGCCCACGCUAAAGCUUGGAGAAUCUACGAUAAAGAAUUUAAACCCAAGUACAAUGGUAAGGUCGGUAUAACAAAUCACCUCAUUUGGAUGGAACCUUUUUCUAAUGAAUACGAAGAACUGACUGAGAAUUUACGUCAUUACUUGGCUGGAUUGUAUUCCCAUCCUAUAUAUACAAAAGACGGUGGAUGGCCACCAGAAAUAGAGAAGAUAAUAGCAGAGAAUAGUAAGCGGCAAGGGUACCCACGCUCGAGGCUGCCUGCGUUCACCCAAGAAGAAAUCGACUUCAUUAAAGGGACAUAUGACUUCUACGGUUUUAACUUCUACACAAGCAGACUAGUCCGUAAAGCUAGAGAUGGAGAAACCCUCUCAAACUGGCCGCUGGAAAAUGGCUGUCCAGAGCUCAGUGCGGCCAUGGAAGUCCACCCCUCUUGGAAAAAAACGGAAUCAGAUUGGUUCUGGAUUAACCCGGUCGGCAUUCGAAAGAUGUUGGGUUGGCUGAAGAAAACGUACGGAGACAUGGAAAUCUUCAUCUUGGAGAACGGACUUGCUACUAAGGACUACAACUUGAAUGAUGAAGAUAGAAUUAAGUACUACAGAGACCAUUUGGAACAGAUAUGGCUGGCGAUCACUGAAGACGGUGUCAACGUAACACGGUACACUGCGUGGACGUUGGUGGAUAAUUUUGAGUGGAUUUUCGGGUAUUCAGUCAAAUUCGGCUUGUACGAAGUGGAUUUCGAGGAUCCGAAACGCAAGCGUACCCCACGCGCGUCGGCAAAGUAUUACAAAGAAGUCAUACGAACUCAUUCCUUUGACGUAGCAAACAAAAAUAAUUAUGAUGAGCUGUAG
This is a messenger RNA of Parnassius apollo (apollo), 1506 nucleotides long. Lineage: Eukaryota; Metazoa; Arthropoda; Insecta; Lepidoptera; Papilionidae. The record is from the annotation of a GenBank genome assembly.